Solanum stenotomum is the source of this 1615-nucleotide messenger RNA. RefSeq names its product protein FATTY ACID EXPORT 3, chloroplastic. The record is from RefSeq and is a predicted model, not a curated record. NCBI's taxonomy places the organism in Eukaryota, Viridiplantae, Streptophyta, Magnoliopsida, Solanales, Solanaceae. Gene Ontology annotation, cellular component: membrane. The coding region runs from base 114 to 1049 and encodes 311 amino acids. The transcript is spliced from 7 exons.
AUUUUUGAGAAAAGUUAGCCAUCUCAGCUACCUACGUCCCACUCCCCACUUCUGUGUAAACUUUGACAAACCCUAAACCUAGCCUUUCUCCUCUCUUAAACAAAGCUUCUUCAAUGGCGCUUUCUUAUACUCCUACAUCUCUAGGCCUUACUUCCACUCAGAGACUCUGUAAUGUAAGAACUUCCCUUGUGGUUAGGUCUGUUUCCAAGUUUAGCCUUGGCUUUGGCUUCCGCUCCGGCUUGGUUCCGUUGGCUCAACAUAGUUUUAGGAAUAGAACGAUUCUCCCCUUCGCAGCUUCACAUGAGGAAUCGAAGCCUUCAGAUGUUGAAUUGGAGAAGGACAAUAAUGAUCUUAAGGAGGAGGCUGAAGCGCAAGAAGAAGCCUGGAAACAGACCCUAGCUUCCUUCAAAGAACAAGCGAUGAAGGUGCAAGCUGUGUCACAAGAAGCAUAUGAGGUGUAUUCCGAUAAAGCUAUGAUCAUUUUGAAAGAAACUUCUGAGAAAUUAAAAAUUCAAGCGGAUAAGGCAAGAGAAGAUUGGACUAUAAUUGCAAAGGAAAUUAGUGAGGAGAGUAAAGAAUAUUUAACCACUGCUGCUGAGAACUCACCUGAACCUGUGAAGGAUAUUGUUGAAACAUUUGUUUCCUCUGCAGAUGAAUUGAAUGACGUGUCGAAAGUGCGAGACUUUUAUGUGGGAAUACCUUACGGAACUCUUCUUUCUGCUGGUGGCUUUUUGUACUUCAUGCUAAGUGGAAGCACUGCUGCCCUUAGAUUUGGUGUUGUACUUGGAGGUGCUCUUUUGGCCUUAAGCGUCUCAAGUUUACGAUCAUGGAGAAGUGGAGAGUCGACUUCACUAGCUUUAAAGGGACAGGCAGCCAUUGCUACCAUCUUAUUUGUCAGAGAAUUUCGCUUGAUGUUGCAGAAACCGUUUAUUUUCAAUUUUAUUACAGCCACCAUCAGUGGAGGGGUGGCAGCAUUCUAUGCUUAUAGGAUCUUAAUGGAUGGUGAGCAGACAAAGGGUUCAAACUCGGCAGCACAGACAGAUAGUUAAAGCUAAUUCUUGGCAAGAAACACAUGCUAUAGGAGUUGGAGGGAAUUCAAGUUCACAUCAAUCUCAAUCUGGUAGAUAAUUGCCCAAUGUCUGUGCUUUGAAUCAUCUGAAGGACCCAACACAACUAGUCCUAGAAUGAUAAAUCUGCUCGUGCAAAUCAGGCGAUCUGCUGGACAAGGAUGCGUCUUUCUGUGCGCCUCUAAAUGUUGCAACUAGAGUAUUUGUGCAUUAUUUCCCGGUACUAAAAAGUAGUGAGUUAAGAUCUUGCUGGCAAGAACUGAGCAGGGGAUUCUGCAAUCCCUUAAACAUUUUAAGACGACUAUUAGGUUGUACUUGAGGAAGAUUUGCUUCUUUGAGAACGUUGGUUGAUGUAUUAAGGCAAUUGUAUCUUCGUUUUAAUAUGUGAUGGCAUUUCUGCAUCAGUUAUCAUUUCGGGGAAACAAGUGUCUAAAAUUUCAAAUUGGUUAUGUAAGCUUCUUCAGCUGAAAUUUUCUUCUUGUUCGCUCGCGCAAAUCAACAUUAGGACGAUUGAAUAACAAUGCUAAUAAUAACUGCGACGUUUUGUG